This is a messenger RNA of Meloidogyne enterolobii, 536 nucleotides long. The record is from the annotation of a GenBank genome assembly. Lineage: Eukaryota; Metazoa; Nematoda; Chromadorea; Rhabditida; Meloidogynidae.
UAUUUUUAAUGGUCGGGAAUCAAUUGAGUUUAAUGGCUUUGUUAAUUUAUUCAAAUGCAAUAUAUCCUUUAAUUAUUAUUUUAUAUGGAAAAUAUAAAAAAUUGGAAGAUUUGGUUUUAAUUAAUUUACUUGGUCCUUUAGUUAAAAAAAUUCUUGAUAAAUUACCACAACGGAAUCCUUUGGAGACGGAUUCGGAACACGAAUUUGACGAAUUUUUACCUUCUGAUUUUGAAAAUGAAGAAGAAAAUGAACAACAAAAUAUAGAAAUAAGUGAAAACAUAAUUAACAAUCAACGUGAAAAUUUACAAGGAGGAAACCCUAAAAAUAAUAACAAUGGAUUGGGUCUAGACGAAAUAGAUUCAAUUUCUUCUCAACUUUCUUUUGACGAUGAAGAAGAGGCUCACGCUCUUCUUUCUGGUCUUCGUCAAAUAGAUAUAUCCGAAUCUGAUUCCGAUACCGAUGCUUUUUUACCUUCCUUUGCUAUUAAAAAACGACAACAACAACAAAAUGAUAAAAAUCUUGUUGGGGAAUUUUAG